AUGGAAAAACCAUUCAAACGAAGGGAUACGAAAGCAAUAUUUUACCAAUAUUUUGUUGAAUUUGGUUUCAAUGAACCUAGUUAUAGCAGAAAUGGAACAGGUGCCAAUACUCAUAUUUUAUAUGAAAAAGGUUGGCGCUGUCUUUUGCUAGAUGGCCAUUAUGAAAAUAAUAUGAUAAACUUGAAUAAACAUGAUCUCUUUACGAAUAAUAUCGCAUGGAUUUUUACAGAGAACAAUGUUCCGAAAAAAACUGAUUAUAACAUGAUUUAUGGAGAUGCUUUAACUCUAUUGGAUCCAACUGUUAAUUGUUCUGAUUCGCUUCCUAAUAAUUUUACAUUCGUAUUUCAACAAUGUGCAUUUGGUGCGCCAGCAGGUGCACUACGUAUUGUCGCCGAAUCACGCGGAUAUACCAUGAUUGAAAGAGUAGGUGCACUCGAUUUUAUCUGGAUGCGAAAUGAUUUGGUAAAAUAUUGCUUUCGUAUCCCUCCGUUUGAAUUGUUUUUCCACGAUGCGUACAUCGGAGAGAUUUUUCUCGAACAUGUAAAGUCUACGAAUCUACUUAAGCAAAAUGUGGACUAUGACACAUGUGCGCACAUUAAACAUUGAAAAGAGCAAUAUAGCAGUCCCUGCUAUCCUAAAAUGAAGAGACUAAUCGUGUUUCAAGAAUGUGUACAAGUUUCUCUAACACUACUCUAAUGCUUUACUAUUUGACAUCUUUUUGGUUUCAUAAAAAAUGGUCUAUGAAUUCAUAAAAAUCUUUAACACUCGGGUGUGGGUGUAGGACAUAGAUUUCAGAACGAUCGGGUAGAAAUCAGUAGAUCGACCAGUGUCAAUAGCGGUUGUGAAAAACUCAAAUCGGUUCCAUCUCUGUUGAACGCUCCUUGUGCAUAAUUUCUUAAAUUUAAGAACUACGACAGCAAAAAAGAAUCAGUUUCUAUCUCUUUUGUCUGAAAAACUACGUAGUACACUAUUAAAAAAUUGAAUUUAAUGAACACAUAGUUCAUCAUUAACAAUGGAUAGAAACUUUUGAAUAUAUUAACACUAGUACCAUAUAUUAUAAAUUAUCUUUUAUAGAUAUAGUUUUAUUUUGCACAAUAUUUGAAUACCAAAGCUAUCAAUUUACACGAAAGAAAUAUUUCAUCGUCAGUAAAAUGUACAGACUAAUGAAAAAAAUAUUCAUUUGAAUUGCACUUGAUAAAAAGUAUACAAUAUAACAAGGUCAAUAAAAACAAAGAGAUAAAAUGAUAGUUAAAUCUAUUGUAUGAAUUGGCUUUCAUUUCUUGAAUGUUUAUAUGAUAAUAAAAUUCGCUGUGAUAAAAGCAACUUAUGUGUUGGCAUCAGUUCAACAUCUAUUGAAGGUGUGGUUAUUAAUCUUUGGAAUUUCUUGUCUUUUUAGUGCAUUCAAAUAGAAAUAGACUAACGAUAUUAUUUGCACGCACAGCAU
Molecule: messenger RNA, 1444 nt
Organism: Rotaria sp. Silwood2
Lineage: Eukaryota; Metazoa; Rotifera; Eurotatoria; Philodinida; Philodinidae
Source: the annotation of a GenBank genome assembly